AUGGCUUCAAAAAUGCAAGAUUAUAUAGAGAAUAUCAUAAACACAUUUCCAGGAGGUGCAUCUGCUAAACAAUUCAAUCACUUUGCUCAAGUAGUUAAUGCAAAAAGAUUUCGUAAAUUCGAUUAUGGCGCAACAGAAAAUCUUAAUAAGUAUGGAACUGUAACGCCCCCAGAUUACUACUGGCAAAAUAUCACUGUGAAAAGUUAUGUAUAUUACGGACAAAAUGAUAUAUUAACAGUGCCAGAGGAUGUUAAAGGAACGGCCGGCAAUCUUAUAAAUUUGAUAGAAAUUUAUAAAGUUCCUGACUCAAAAUUUACACAUACAGACUUUCUUUGGGCGAGAAAUGCCGAAAGACUCAUUUAUACCAAAAUAAUUCAAGAUCUGCAAUCGAAUCAGUAA
This is a messenger RNA of Ctenocephalides felis (cat flea), 399 nucleotides long. Its product is annotated as lipase 3-like. Lineage: Eukaryota; Metazoa; Arthropoda; Insecta; Siphonaptera; Pulicidae. The coding region runs from base 1 to 399 and encodes 132 amino acids. The transcript is spliced from 4 exons. The record is from RefSeq and is a predicted model, not a curated record.